GCCUCACCGUCUCGGCCAGUUCACCAUCCCUCCUUCCCUCCCUCCGUCUCGCCAUCGUCCCGCCGCCUCGCCGAAACUUACCACAAGUGGAAGGACGUACGGUGCGGCGUGAUGCUCACCGGCGGAUGGAUCCGUGUCGUCUCCGUCUGCGGCGCCGGUUCUAUAUUUGAUCUGAGCUGGUGAACUUGAUCUUUGGAGAAGCUGAAUAUAUAUUCUGUUCCCCUCGACAUCACCGAUCUUUUCAGUUCAUGGGAUUCACUGAUGGAGCCUGAAAUUAGCCUGAGUUUCCUGGAAGUAGCUACCUCGAGAGCGCGAGGAAAUAUGAUCACAGUUGCCUCGUCUCAAUCUGUAUUAUAUAUCUGCAGAGAAGUAAUGGUGCUGACGUUACAUCCUCUGUAUUGUUCGUAAAUUGAGAUUCAGAAGUCGUAUGCAGUAGACUAUAAGAUCCUUGGAGAAAAGGCAUUGGAGUUGACACAAUGGUGCAGACUUUUUACCUUCUAGGGGAAGUUAGAACUGACCAUAAACCAGAUAAACAAUAUAAAUAAGGAAGGGAAGUGGAGAAAGAAGGGCAAUGGGUUGAAGCAAAGUUUUGCAAGGCCAAAAACUGAUGCGAUCAACUUCUAGGGGAAAAUAGGCUGCCCUUAGGUCAGGGAGGUAUCAGGGGCAAAUAUGGGAUUGAACUUAUUUGCCUGGGGCAAAUAAGGAAUUGAGGUGUUUUUGUUCCAUAAAAGGGGUUGGACCCCUAUUCCUAGCCACAAUUCUUGGUCUUUGCACCUCUCAACCUUCUUGCUGAAGUAAACACUCAUAGGAUGGGCGGCAGUAGAUCUUCAUCGGAGUUGACACAGUCAAACAAUCAUGGUGCCAGAUCAAACCUUCCAGUCUCAACAGGAAGGCCAUUGACACCAAUCUUCUCUGGUCAAUCUGGAUCACUUUCAGGUUUUCGCCAUGCUGGUUCACUAGCACCAAGGGGUUCUUCAAUGACUGGCAGUCCAACCUUAGGUGUUCAACAACCUAGGGGUAGUAUUUCUGGUGCUUGGUUUCCUUCAAAUAGUAUUCCAGCAUCCAUUUAUCAGAUUUCUCAUGGGUAUUCUGCUCUCAGCAACCGAGGAGGUAUGCAUGUUGGGGGAAGUCCUGUUUUUAUCGCUACUCCAGUUUGGGGGAAUUUUGGCCCGCGAAUAACAACUUAUGUGGGUAAUAUUGCUGGUCGAGGCAACACUGGGAGAACAAUAAGCUCUGCUGGGCUGUCUAUGCCUACUGUUGCAUCCCCUGUGAAUUUCUCUGGAAGUAGGGCUCUUAACAUCCGGGGAUCAAACCAAAUGGGUGGUAUUCAUCAACAAGAAUCACCAGCUAUGAAUAUGCUUGGAAGCUCUAGUUCAGCAUCUGGAGGAGCACUAUCUAAGAACCAAUUGCAGGCAGGAAGCAGUUCGUCUGGUUCCCCAGGAAUGGGACAUGAUGCUAACUUUGGUGAAAAUUCUCCAUUUGACAUCAAUGAUUUUCCUCAAUUAGUUGGGCGGCCUAAUUCUGCUGGAAAUGGAUCACUACAACAUCAAGCGAUUGGUAUUAGUCCUGUUCAGCAAAAUCAGGGAUUUAGAAUUCAUAAUGAGGAUUUCCCAGAGUUACCAAGAUUGGAAGGUAUGGAUUUGCAUCGCAAGGAUCAUCUUCCUAAGAAUGCAAAUAUUAUGCAAGCACAGCAUUAUCCUAUGGGCAGAUCAUCUGACUUUAACUCAGGCAGCAGUUACCCACCCCGUCAACAACCUAAGCAGACGGCUAAUUCGGUUCAAAAUACUGGGCUUGAAAAUACUGGACCAAGGCCAGUAAAUUCUCCAAGUUCAUCUUUAAAUCCGAGGCCUCAUGAACAAGUUAUCCAGCAAAACCAUGAACCACAGGCUCAGAAUUCAGUUAGGCUGCAGUCAUCUUCAGGCCCAGAGCCUCACCAUGCUCAGAGUCCCAAGUCUUCUCAUGGAACUGAUGCUGCACAGGAUCCAUAUGGCUUACAUGGGUUAUUGAGUAUAAUGAAGUUGAAAGAGGAGGGACCAGCAUCUCUCGCUUUAGGGAUUGAUUUGACAACACUAGGGUUGGAUAUGAACUCUUCAGAUCCUCUUUACAAGACAUUUACCUCUCCAUGGUCAAGUGAGCCGCCAGUUAAAGAAGAGUAUUACUAUGAAACUCCGAAUUGCUACUCUGCUAAGCAGCCUCCACCCCUUAUGUCAUUGCUCUUUCAGAAGUUUCACAUCGUGACGCUAUUGUACAUCUUCUACAGUAUGCCACAAGAUGCAGCUCAGUUAUAUGCAGCGAAUCAACUAUACAAAUACGGGUGGCUUUUCCACAAAGAGUUACGUCAGUGGCUUAAAAGAGUUCCUGAUGUGACCCCUCUGGUGCAAACUACAACUUAUGAACAAGGACCUUACAUUUUUUUCAAUCCAAACAUUUGGGAUGCAACUUCUAAGGACAACUUUAUUCUCCGUUAUGACGAUAUAGAGAAGAUACCUGCCCUUCCUCCUCUUCUUCCUGCUGUCCGACAUUGGCAGUGAGAAUAUACAAGCCAAUGCACUAGGUUCUUCGUGUUGAAGGCUAAGUUUCAUGGCUUUGAUCAAUUACUGUUAUUACUAAGGGUAUUUGCAUGCUGUUCUGGGAAACGGAGCUCCUGCUUUGGCCGGCAUUUGUGGUAGCUGCAAAAUACUGCACCGUUGGCUGCAAUCAGUUGAACCCAUUUUAAGUUUCGAAGCAAAGUUGAACCCGUUUUAGUUCUGUUCCGAUCUUGUGAUGGCCGAAAUGUUGGAUGUUUAAACCUGUUUUACCUGUACCAGAUCAGUUGUUUAAAUUAUCAGGUACCGAUAUUUUGGAUCUUGAAUCAGCUCUGUUUGUUCCUUCGGUAAUUUGGUUUGGUAAAAUUUUGCUCUGUUGUGAUCCAAGCAACAGA
This is a messenger RNA of Oryza brachyantha (malo sina), 2920 nucleotides long. Its product is annotated as probable NOT transcription complex subunit VIP2. The record is from RefSeq and is a predicted model, not a curated record. Gene Ontology annotation, cellular component: P-body; CCR4-NOT core complex. NCBI's taxonomy places the organism in Eukaryota, Viridiplantae, Streptophyta, Magnoliopsida, Poales, Poaceae. The transcript is spliced from 20 exons. The coding region runs from base 810 to 2531 and encodes 573 amino acids. Gene Ontology annotation, biological process: nuclear-transcribed mRNA poly(A) tail shortening; regulation of DNA-templated transcription.